AUGCCGACGUCGGGCGCGGUCGACUUGGUCGCCAAGAAGCUCGGCAUUUCGCUCUUUGAAGUGCCGACGGGCUGGAAGUUUUUCGGCAACCUCAUGGACUCGAAGGAGGUGUACGGCAAGGAAGACUACACGCCGUUCAUCUGCGGCGAGGAGAGCUUUGGCACGGGCUCCAACCACAUUCGCGAGAAGGACGGCAUGUGGGCCGUGCUUGCGUGGCUCUCGAUCCUCGCGGCCAAGAACACGCCCGGCGCGCCGCUCGUGUCGGUCGAGGACAUUGUCGUCAACCACUGGAAGACGUAUGGCCGCAACUAUUACUGCCGCUACGACUAUGAAGGCGUCGACAAGGCGCAGGCCGAGAAGAUGAUGGCGGCCAUGGUCGCGACCAACAAGGCCGGCGAGAGCCUCAACGGCUUCACGCUUGCGACCAACGACGAGUUUACGUACCACGACCCUGUCGACGGCAGCAUCUCGCGCAACCAGGGCAUCCGCUUUAUCUUUACGGAUGGCUCGCGCGUCAUCUUCCGCCUCUCGGGCACGGGUGUCGCGGGCGCGACGGUCCGCAUGUACAUUGAAAAGUACGAGCCGGCCUCGGGCAACCUCGCGCAGUCGGCGGCCGACGCGCUCCGUCCGCUCAUCGACGCGGGCUUGACCCUCUCGGCCCUCGAAGCCUACACGGGCCGCAAGGAGCCCACCGUGAUCACUUAA
Saprolegnia parasitica CBS 223.65 is the source of this 705-nucleotide messenger RNA. RefSeq lists its product as hypothetical. Gene Ontology annotation, biological process: carbohydrate metabolic process. Gene Ontology annotation, molecular function: phosphoglucomutase activity. Gene Ontology annotation, cellular component: cytosol. The coding region runs from base 1 to 705 and encodes 234 amino acids. Lineage: Eukaryota; Oomycota; Saprolegniomycetes; Saprolegniales; Saprolegniaceae. The record is from RefSeq and is a predicted model, not a curated record. The transcript has a single exon.